AUGACAAGUAUAGAUACAAAUAAUUUAGAAAAUAUAUCAACUGAUCAUACAUUAUCAAUAUCAGCAGAAGAAGACACAGAUAAUGAAGACAAAUCAAGUGAAGAUGAGGAUGAAAAGAAUAACUCACUUGAUGAUCUUGCUGCUGACGAAGAGAUGCGACGUCAUUAUGUGAAAAAGAAUGAAUUUCGUCGAAUAUCUGUUGCAGCUGAACGAUAUAAUCCUGAAGAUGAUAACGAUUCUGAUAGUGAACAACCUCUCAUUUAUCCAAAGACUUCUGCACAACGUCAACGUUUAAAAGAUGCUGUUUGUCAUAAUUUAUUAUUUCGUACACUUGAAGCUAAACAAAUUGAUCAAGUUCUUGAUGCAAUGUGGGAAAAAACAGUUCAAAAAGGUGAAAUUAUUAUUCAACAAGGUGAUGACGGUGAUCAUUUUUAUGUUAUUGAUAAUGGUGUUUAUGAAAUUUAUGUAUCGAAAGAAGCUGAUUUUAGUAAACCAAUUAAAGUUGGUGAAUAUAAUCAAACAGGUUCAUUUGGUGAACUUGCAUUAAUGUAUAAUCAACCACGUUCAGCAACAAUAAUUGCUAAUACAGAUGGUGUUUUAUGGGCUAUGGGUCGACAAACAUUUCGUAAACUUGUUUUAAAACAUGCAUUUCGUAAACGACAAAUGUAUGAAAAUUUCUUACGUGAUCUUACUAUUUUACAAUCAUUAACUGAUUAUGAAAGAUCAAAUAUUGCUGAUGCUUUAAUUCCAAUAGAAUAUAAUCAAAAUGAAAUAAUUAUUAAACAAGGUGAUGAAGGUGAUCGAAUGUUUUUUAUUGAAGAUGGUGAAUGUGAUAUAUAUAUGAAUGGUAAAUUUCAUAAACGUAUAAAUAAAGGGGAUUAUUUUGGUGAACUAGCUUUACUUAAUCAUGAGCCUCGAUCAGCAACAAUUAUUGCAGCUAGUCCAAAAGUUAAAUUAGCUUCAUUAGAAGUUGAAUCAUUUGAACGUUUAUUAGGACCAUGUAUGGAUUUGAUGCAGCGUAAUACGUCCAAAUAUCUUAAAUAA
Molecule: messenger RNA, 1044 nt
Organism: Rotaria sp. Silwood2
Lineage: Eukaryota; Metazoa; Rotifera; Eurotatoria; Philodinida; Philodinidae
Source: the annotation of a GenBank genome assembly